CUCAGAACGAAGGCACGUGUGGUACUCCCUGUGUGUUAUAAUUUUGUUAAAAAGUUUUUUUGUAAAUAAUUAUGGGGACGAAAAAAGUAAAAAUCAGUGCUGUUAAGCGUAGUGCACAUCUAAAAUCAAAGAAGACACCACUCUCUAAACAACAACAGCAUAAGUUAGCACAGCAGAAAGCAGCUAAGGACAGAAAACAGAACAUAUUCCGUCAGAAGGCGAAAAAACGUGAACAACUACCGCAAAGACGCAAACAAAUAGGUGAUAUAUUAAACGAUCCUCUUAAAAACGAUGACGAUGAUGAGGAUCCAUCUCGGUUGGUGGAAAACAUAGCUGACAUGCUUGAUGGCGAUGACUUGGAGUACUUGCAUGAGAAGGGUCUGAACAAGCAACGCAAACGAAAAAAUGUAAGUGAUGUCGCGGAGGAAAAGCAAUCGGUUGGUUUGGAAAAAGCUUACACUAACAAAGCAGUUGAGGAGAAUGAUAAGAAAAAGGUUAAAAUAAAUCUAUUGCCAAUAAAAAGUCGUGACGGACAUAUCAUAACACGAAGUGCCGAGGUAGACUAUAUACCCAAACCAAAGUUAAAACGUGGUAAAGAGGAAGAAGAAAACGAAGGAAAUGGCAUUGAUGAUGAAGAAAGUGUGGCUUAUGAAGAUAGUGAUGAUGAUGUGGUUAAUGAUAUGGGAGCUGUCAGUGCGCUACCAGAGCCCGAGAAAAAACUCAUCUCAACUACUGAUUUGCUUAUAGCCCGCCAGCAAGAGAUUGAGCGUCAGAAAUAUCGAAUAGGAAUAAUAUGUUCAGGUCUGUUAGAAAAACCAGAGGACAAAAUGCGAAAUUUCAAUGCUUUGUAUGAGUUAAUGGAAGAGACCAAUGCAUCUGGAACCCCAAACCUUUUAACAAUACGCAAAUUGGCGAUCAUAUCCAUAACAGAAAUAUUUAAAGAUAUUUUGCCAGAAUAUCGUGUCGGUCAAGUGGAUACGAAAAUGCAAACAGUGCGCAAGGCGACUCUUGAACGAGUUACGUACGAGAACGCGCUUCUUCAGCAAUUCAAAAAAUUCUUACAAAAACUAGAAAAACUUACCGCCAUUGUAAAUAGGCGCGGCCAAGGGCGCGUAACUCCGCAAGCUAUUAAAAUGGCCGAAGUGGCUGUGCAGAGUAUGUGUGAUAUACUUAUCGCUCAUCCGUACUUUAAUUAUGUUCAAAAUGUGGCACAGCUUUUAGUAUAUAUGCUUAAUUGCAAAUAUCAGAAUAUGAGAGAGACAAUUAACAAAUGCUUCCGGAGCUUUUUCGCUAGUGAUAAGAAGUUGGAUAUGACCCUUUUCAUUGUAAGACGCAUAAAUCACCUCAUAAAAACAAAGUUGCCGAACGUGCAUGUUGAAUGUAUUACCUGUUUGAUGUCACUCAAGAUAAAAAAUGUGAAUUUAGAUGCUGAAAAGGAAAACGAGUUGAAACAAAAAAAAUUGGAGGCCCAUAGACAGCGUUUGAUGAGUUUAUCAAAGAAAGAACGUAAGAGACGCAAGAAAUUAGCAGAAGUAAACAGAGAGUUAGAUGAAACCCGAGCUGAAGAAAACAAGCAAACAAAGCUUUAUAAACUCACGGAAAUAACGAAAAUGGUGUUUACGAUAUAUUUUCGAGUUUUGAAAAAUGAUCCUACAUCAAAAGUACUUAGUGUAAUUUUGGAAGGCUUAGCAGAAUUUGCACAUGUCAUAAAUAUAGAUUUCUUCUCGGACCUCAUCGAUGUACUAAAUAGAAUAUUAGAAGAAAUGGAUUUGGGUUAUAGGGAACAAUUACAUUGUAUAAAAACUAUCUUCGUAAUUCUAUCUGGCCAAGGAGAAGUACUAAACAUUGAUCCAAUUCGUUUCUACCAACAUUUCUACAAAAAUUUACUAACCGUUGAUGCUGGUAAAAACCAUGAGGAUUUCCGCAUUAUACUAGGCACUUUAGAUGAAGUUUUGGUUAAAAGACGACGAAAUAUAAGCCAGCAACGCCUAAUGGCGUUUAUAAAACGAUUACUAACGCUCAGUAUGCAUUUGCUACAUCAUGGAACUUUAGCAACGUUGGGAACAAUAAAAACAACUUUUCAACUUACAUCAGUGUUAGAUGUAUUACUUGAUACGGACACUAGUGUAGGAUCUGGCAAUUAUAAUCCUGAAUUAGACGAUCCAGAAUAUUGCAAUGCCUCAAGUACGGCGCUUUAUGAGUUGACUAUGCUCUCCCGUCAUUACCAUCCAACGGUGCGGAAGAUGGCUAUGCACAUAGCUAGAGGUGUGCCUGCAUCAGGAGAAGGAUCACUGCCCCCGGAGAUUGGAAAACUGACCUCUCAUGAACUGUACGAUCAGUUUGACAGCACGCAAAUGGUAUUCAAUCCCGUUAUACCGGUGCCGAAGCAAGUGGAACCAAAAAUGAAGAAAGGUAGACACCAAUUUAUCAACUCUGAUUUUAAACUAUACUGGAAAAGUAUCAUACGAUCGGGGGAAGCUGCUUUAAAGGAAAAAUCAGGGCUCAAAGAUCCCCCAGGUUAUAACUUCUAUAAUGCUCUUGUAAAUAACUGAUCCAACUUUUAAAAGUAGUAACAAAAUAAAUUCUCAUAUUACUU
Ceratitis capitata (Mediterranean fruit fly) is the source of this 2596-nucleotide messenger RNA. RefSeq names its product nucleolar complex protein 3 homolog (gene Noc3). Gene Ontology annotation, molecular function: chromatin binding. Gene Ontology annotation, biological process: DNA replication initiation. The transcript is spliced from 5 exons. Gene Ontology annotation, cellular component: nucleolus. The coding region runs from base 72 to 2552 and encodes 826 amino acids. The record is from RefSeq and is a predicted model, not a curated record. Lineage: Eukaryota; Metazoa; Arthropoda; Insecta; Diptera; Tephritidae.